AUGACUUUAUGUUUGACUCUGAUGCAGGCUAAGGUCGUGGAGAGCGACAACAUAUGUCAAGAGAAUAAAAUGCUAAAGAAGAAGGUGGAGUCACAGCCUUUCAAUACCAGGGACGUUGAGAGGAUGAAAAGAGAGUUGCAGGCUGCUGAGAAGGAUGCUGGAGAGGCUGAACUUGCUAGGAAUGAUUGGGAGGAAAAGUGUUGGGAGCUUGACCGUACUCUCCCAAAUAACAUCAGAGACUUAGAACCUAUCACCAGGGAUUGUAACCAAGCCCUUAAGAGGUUGAAGAUUGGUAAUGACAUUCAAUAUGUCUUGAAUCCCAAGGGAACCACGCCUGCUGAGAUCAUGGGCAUAUGCUGCUGCCGUACAGUGAAUCAAAACUAUGCAAAUAUUCUUUUGAUGCUUUUACGUCUCCGUCAGGCUUGUGAUCACCCACUUCUUGUUAAAGAAUACAAUUCUGAUCCUGUUGGAAAAGAUUCUGUUGAAAUGGCAAAAAGGCUUCCAAAAGAGAUGCUGAUAAAUCUGUUUAAUAGUUUGGAAACAACUGCCGCUAUAUGUUUUGUCUGCAAUGUAACGUCAUCUGAUAUAGAUCAUUUUGCGGAAUCGAUAGAUAAUGUGGGACUGCAUGAUUUAUUUCAAGAAUAUGGGAAUAUUUUGUCUAGCAAAAUUGUCAUCUCUGAAGAUGGGAAGAGCAAAGGGUUUGGUUAUAUACAGUUUGGUUCAGAGGAGUCUGCAAAUGAUGCUAUCCAGAAAAUGAAUGGCUCUACUGUGAGAGAUAAGCAGAUAUAUGUUGGGAAAUUUAUCAGAAAAAGUGAGCGCUCUUUGCCUGAACCUGAUGCCAAAUAUACAAACUUGUACGUUAAGAAUUUGGACCCAGAUAUUACCGAAGCACUUCUUAAAGAAAAGUUCUCAUCUUUUGGAAAAAUUCUUAGCUUGGCUAUUGUAAAGGAUGAGAAGGGGUUGUCAAAAGGUUUUGGAUUUAUGAACUAUGAAAACCCGGAUGAUGCAAGACGAGCAACGGAAGCAAUGAAUGGAUCACAAUUUGGUUCAAAGAACCUGUAUGUUGCAAGAGCACAAAAAAAGGUUGAACGUGAGAAGAUCUUGCAUCAGUGGUUUGCAGAAAGAUGCAUGGAGAAAAACUUGAAAUACAAGGGAUCAAACAUUUAUGUGAAGAACAUUGAUGAUAGUGUUAGUGACGAAGAACUAAAGAGUCAGUUUAGUGCUUGUGGCACAAUAACUUAUGCAAAAGUUAUGCGAGAUGACAAAGGAAAAAGCAAAGGCUUUGGGUUUGUCUGUUUCUCUACCCUGGAUGAGGCUGUUAAGGCUGUGAACAGUUUUCAUGGACGCAUGUUUCACGGAAAACCACUGUAUGUUGCUUUUGCUCAGAGGAAAGAUGUUAGGCAAAGCCUAUUGCAGCUCCAGCAUUCGCACUGGUGUUGUUUAUCAUCACCCUAA
Messenger RNA from Vicia faba (fava bean), 1455 nucleotides. NCBI's taxonomy places the organism in Eukaryota, Viridiplantae, Streptophyta, Magnoliopsida, Fabales, Fabaceae. The record is from the annotation of a GenBank genome assembly.